Molecule: messenger RNA, 5475 nt
Organism: Diabrotica virgifera virgifera (western corn rootworm)
Lineage: Eukaryota; Metazoa; Arthropoda; Insecta; Coleoptera; Chrysomelidae
Product: serine/arginine-rich splicing factor 7
Exons: 5
Coding region: 228-839 (203 amino acids)
Molecular function (GO): zinc ion binding; RNA binding
Source: RefSeq, a predicted model, not a curated record
UAAUGAAAACAUUGGCAACGUCGCUUUUUGUGACCGGCCAUGUUUAAAUUGAUAAUUUGACGUGCGACGUGAACAAGAGUAGAGUGGGCGCUUCCAUUUUACAAUUUUUAUAUUUUAUUCUUUGAAAAAGUAAUUUAUUAUUUGGGAGUCCACACCGAAAAUCAGUUUUCUGUUCUUAUCUAAAAUAUCAAGACAACUAAACCGUUUCGAAAGUAAAUAAUUUUAACAUGAGGGAUUCGCCAGAUUCUGCAACAAAAAGAAGCAGGAGCAGAAGCACUAAUAGUAGUGCCAGUAGAAAAAGUCGAAGCAGAAGUGCUUCUAGUGGCUCAAGGUCUCGUUCAAGAAGCCGUAGUAGUGAAAUCGAUGGAUUUAGAUUACACAUUGGCGAUAUUGGUGACGAGAUCAGAAGGUCUGAUUUGGAAAAAGUUUUUUCUGUGUAUGGCCCUCUUAGAGAAGUCUGGAUGACUAACAGUACCCCAUGUUUUGGAUUUGCCGUUUUUAAGGAGAAAAAAGCAGCUGCAGCCGCUUUAAAAGCUUGUGAUGGAAUUGAAGUAGCCGGCAGCCGCAUUCGUGUAACAUAUGCCAGACCAAGGACUCGUGGUUCUGGCAGAAGAUUAUAUAACAGUAAUAUGCGCUGUUAUCAAUGUGGUUACUCUGGUCAUUUCUACCGUGAUUGCCCAGAAGCUAAUGGAGGAGGAGAUAAAAGAGACCGUUACGGCCGCUCUAGAGGUUAUAGAGAACGUGAUUAUGACAGAGACGGUAGAAGAUCCAGCAGAAGCAGCAGAUACGAUGACAGAUCAAGACGCAGCGGAGGUGGUGGUAGUAGAUACAGAAGAUAAGUUAGUUUUAUGUUCAAUUUGUUUGAAAUAUCCAGGUAGUAUUUGAGUUUUGUUACAAUAAUUAUAUUUAGAAUUUUGUGUUUUGUGGAUAAAGUUUCUAAGAUUGUUAGGAAUAUAAGGUGUAUGAAAUUAUGUUAUUAAUUCUUUGUAAAAUGGUGUUUUAUGUUACAUGAGUACACAUAGUGAACUAUGUGGAGUUUAUUUGAUUUUAAUAUUUAGAACGUUUUUGAUAUACCUUGUAUUUUCCUACUAUUUCGUUACUUCAUCCACUGCUCAUAUACAAAUUAUAACACACUUCCUUAUUUUCGUGUUUUAGCAUAAAUAAAAUUAUAUAUCUUUAAAAUGUAUUUACAAUAAAAAAAUAUUCAGUAAAGGAUCUGUUCAAUUGUCUAACAUCUAAACCAGCAGGAAAGAAGAUCAAGUUGGAUGUGUUGAUGACUGAUGACCUAUGAUAGUACAAAUAAACCUCUGAUCAUGAUCAGACAACCAGUAAGAACUACUGCGAUGAUAGAUACCUUAUACAGAAUAAGUCAAAUAAAAACGGGGUAUACGCAGUUGAUACAAUGUAUCGGAACUAUAUUUGAAAUAGUCGACCAAUAUAAAAGUUCGACAGACAUAAAUCAUAGCGAUGUUAUGAUCGGCAUGUAUAAAAUAUUGUUCAACUACCUGUCUCCUUUUGGACUCAUGGCUCAUGGCCUCGCUCGUAAAAGGAGACAGGUAGUUAGAUACGAUAUUUUAUACAUGCCGAACUUUUAUAUUGGUCGACUAUUUCAAAUGUAGUUCAUAUACACCAUAUUAACUGCAUAUGUCCCGUUUUUAUUUGGUUUAUUCUGUAUGUAAUGCUGAUUAUACGAGUAUGUAGCCCUGAUUGUAUACUUUCGGUAAUUGUUCUAUUUUUUUACUUUAAGAAUUGUUUAGAUACAAGUCAUCCACACAUAGCGCUUAGCUAUGCAUGCUUCAAGACCUUUGUUCCUGAACGUAAUCCACUACAAUUUAGAAGAAAUUCUGGUUCAUAGAAGACAGCAGGUGUCUGAAAAUUUCCUGAAUACUAAGAUUAACAGAUCCUUCUUUGGCACUUAAAUACUUCUUCUAAAGAUCUAUUUUAUUCUUAACAAUGUAUAUGAGUAUCGAACUACAAUAUCUAGAAUUACUAAAAUAGGCAAGGAGCACAGCUGUCAUAUAUUUAAAACAGUAAUCAAAAAGUCUUUAAUGAUUUAUUUGUUCUUCGAAGUUAAUGCCAUAUGCAAUUUAAAAAUUAUAAUCGUUAAUGUGUAAAAGAUAUAAUCACAAAAUGGUUUAUUUAAAGAUACGAUAAUUUGAUAUCUAACUAAUUCUGUCGCAAGCAUACCUACUAUAUUGCUGGUAAUUUUCUUUAUUUAUACAGGGGUAGCCAGCUAGCAAAUUUGCAAAAAAUAUUAAUUUAUGUAUUUACAACAAGUGUUCAAAAUGUUGAAUUCAUCUUAAUACAUUUCAAAUAUCGUUUUUCGAUCAAAUUAAUAAUGUGAACAAGCAUCGUGAUAUCUAACUCCAUGGUUAUCCAAUGUUCGAGAUAGUCAACAUUUUCGAUCUUCGUGCAACUCUGUUCUUAAGUAUGUCCCAAAUUGAGAAAUCCAUAGGAGUAAUAUCUGGCGACCUUGAAGGCCACAGUUCGUGAAGGCGUUCAUCUGGCAAAGGAAACAGUAACUAACCAUGUCACCACGCUCUGACAAGGAGGGCUCAAUGUGGAGGGUAUAUAAUAUAUGAAUUAAAAGCCCUGAUGUAGUAAAAAAUCAACUAAAUGUGUCCAGUUAGCUAGACGUCAAAAUUGUAGGGUGUAACCAAUUGUAAUUAUAAUCGAAACAUGCACUAAAUGAAUUAUCAUUGUCAUUAUUAAAUUGUGUACGUGUCAUUAAGAGCAAUAUGUACUCAGGAUGUUAAUUAUAUAUUGACAGCUUUGCUGACGUGUUCCUGAUUAAUGAUUUCUUUAUAUAUUAAUAAUAUUCAUAUGUUUGUAUAAGUUGACGUCGUAACAUUAUCUAUCUACAUAUAAUAAUUAAUCAUAAGUUAAAAUUUUUCACAAAAUUUAUUUGUUUUUCUACAAAGUUUUGUUUAAAAAACUAUCCAAGUAGUUAAUAAAAUUAAUAAAAUACGGUGAGGUGACCGGGUCUUGCUUUUAUUUUCUGGUGUUCAGCCAGAAUUGUGCCCACCAUUGUUUUAUUGCUAUGAUUUACUUAAUCAAUGUCGCUAAAAACAGGGCGUGUGAAAAUCGAAGUCGUAUAGGGCCAAAUCUGGAGAAUACGGUGGAUUGGACAGCAGUUCGUAGCCAAAUUUUACCAUGUCGACGGCGGAGGUAUGAGCCGGUGCGUUGUCGUGGUAGAAGAGCACUUUUUUCUUCGCCAAACGAGGCAGUCCUUCCUGAAAUCUGGCCUCGAAUCGGUCCAAUAAUUCGGCAUAGUAGAGCCUUUUGUGCUUUUCCGGGAAGUCUAGGUAGAUUACACCUUGUGAAUCUCAAAAACAGUGGCCAUCACUUUUUCAACCGAUAGAAUAAUCUUUGCCUUCUUCGGAAUAAGUUCGGAGGGUGACCUCCACUAUUUCAACUCUUCCUUGUCUCUGGUGUGUACCAGUGGAUCCAUCGACAGUGACAAAACACCGUAGAAACUCCUUCGGAUUAUGCUUUAUCAUCCUCAAAUACUCCUCUGAAGUGGUCUUACGAUUGCGCUUGUUGUCCAGAGUGAGCAAAUGCGGCACCCAUCGACAGCUUACGAGAUGCCUAUAUUAUCUCAGCUAUCUGGCGCACCUUCAGUCGGCGGUCUGCCAAUACGAGAUCGUGGAUUUUUUUCAAAUUAAACUCUGUGGUAGCCCAUUUCGAGGUUAUCAAAAACCGACAUGCCACCACAUCGAAACUCAUUAAACCAAUUUUUGACUGUUGCCAUCGAAGAAGAAAAGUCACUGUAUACAUAGUGUGACCAACUAGCCAGAAAAAUCCGGGACAUGGCCCGAAUUACGAAGUCGUGUCCCGGCGUCCCGGACAAGGCUUCCGGGCCAUCCGAAUUUUCAACAUUUUGGUAAAAUUCUAUUUUGAAGUUUUGGAUACGUUAUUCUUCUAAUUCACAUAAAAUUGGUGGGACGAAAAAAAGUCAACAAUUUCUAGAAUUUAAUUCUAAUACCACAUCCAAAACGCAUGCAUUUUAUAUCGGUGGACGGUGGACUUUUUUUCGUUUCUGUAUUUUAAUUAUCCUCUUCUGAAAAAAAAAAUGGCCCGAUUUUCAUUGAAAAGUCCCGGAUUUCACGUAUUUUUUUUCAGCCUUGUCCCGGAUUCGACUGAAUUGGAGUUGGUCACACUAUGUAUACAGCAUCCAAGUGCUCUUUGAUUUCACUGUGCGAUUUCACUUCCAAAAACAAUAAUCGAAUCACCGGCAGAUAUUGCUCUAUUUCAUGUUUCUAAAAUCCCCAGACAAGCCCGCUUUGCAGAUACGCCGAAUAUAUUACAUGAUGAUUCUUCUAGCGAUUGCAGCGCCGUCGGGCGGUGAGGCUAAGUACUUAUGGGACCGCCUACGUAUUGAUCUACCUCUUAUCUUUGUUUUCUAAAUUGACAAUAUCAUCAUCGUUAUUUCUGUUACGGAUUUCCGACUUACUCGUAAGAAGGGAAAAUACAACCUAAUUAUGUCUGCUUUCAAAUCUUUUUCAGUUUUUAGGUAUAUAUUUUAGGUUAGGUUUUUCAAUUCAUGUACGAAGCACAUUUGGAGUACUUCUUUUGAAGAAGGAAAACGACAAUGCAAACUUGAAUAAAUCAACAUUACACAUUUGUGAUCUCACUUCCCGGCACUUAGAAAAACAAUGAAUUUUUAAGGAAACUUAAAAAAUGAACUCUAAUAUUUACACACGAUGAUCUACGGUAACCAGCAUUUAUAAUAAUUCACCAAUUUUCUCAAAAAAAAAUUAGAUUGAUUGUUCACUUGAUAAAAAUUUUUAGUGUAGUUAGUAUAAUUGUUCUUUUACAAUUUGUCACUUGGAAAUGUUCAUCAGGAUCACACACACAUAAAGGUGCGUAUUGACAAGAGCAUUUUCUUUCGAACGAACCAAACUUGUCGAACGGGCUGGGUGCGCAAAAACAAGUAAAUGCUCAGGUUUAGUCAAGUGUUCGUUCUGUUCGCCGCGUUCCUAUGUUCUGCUCAUUUUAUUUCAAUGUUUGUCCGACCACGGUAGCUGAGAAUCUAGAGUAUGCCCAUACCCACUGAGCGUCAACGAACAAAUGAUGAUCAUGGUCAAUGAACUUGAUUUUUUCAACGGUUACGGACACUUAUCCGAAAAUGAUCGUCUUGUUCGGUUCGGCAGAAUUUUGCUCGCGAACGCGUAUUUACUAAGCAAUGUGUUACAGUGCGGUUCGUUCGGAGAAAAAUGCUCAAGUCACUACGCACCUUAAUACAUAUAUUACUAUUUUGUUGUAUUUAGAAAAUUGCAGUCUUGUUUUUAAAAUGGUCUGUCGCAUGCUUUAUAUAAAAUUGAAUGUGUUAUUGAGUGUGAAGACAGCAGUUUUCUAACCAUAUAUCCAUUUGUCAUAUUUCUUUAUAGUUUAAAUAUACCCAAAAUAAUUAAUAAGUGUGGAAACGUUUUAUGACAUGAAAGAACCAAAUAAAAUGAAUUUCUACCUGUUAAA